Molecule: messenger RNA, 3906 nt
Organism: Xyrichtys novacula (pearly razorfish)
Lineage: Eukaryota; Metazoa; Chordata; Actinopteri; Labriformes; Labridae
Source: the annotation of a GenBank genome assembly
UAGAGGAACAAAAUCAACGUCGGAUCAGUUUCUGGGGACUGUAUUUGGGAGCGGACCAAAUGGUGUGAUAUGUCAUUCAACGAAUAUUUGCACACAAACCUUGAAAUAACGUAUAAAAUAGUGAAUCAUUAAAGUUACGAAAUCAGUAACGACAAGUGUUUGUAGACACGGAUCGAGGUCGUGAUAUCGUAAAUCAAAAAUGACAACAUGGCGGCGCUUUCUUCUUCAAACUGAUCUUUAAAUUCGAAAGCCGUCAUAACAGAAGUUGGUAUGUAUGUAUUUUUUGUAUUAUAAAUAAAUAUGGAAGGAUUUAUUUUAAAGCAUUAACAGCACAGUUUACUUGACUGAUUAAUGAGAAGAAGCUUAAUGUUUAUAGAAGUAAUAUUAUUUAAUCUGCUCGUGUCAUGUCAAACGACUUUCUCCCACAGAUCAGCUGGUCGUGAGCUGACUGUCCGUUGACUGUCCUCUUACUGUUGUUACUGUCCUGUUCAUGUCGUUAGCUGUGUGUAAACUUAUUUUUUGUCGUCGUCGUCCUCCAGGAGAAAAUGUUGCUCACAGCUCGCCGCCUGUCCAAAGUGCUGCAGCUCACCCUGGCGGUCAUUAAACCUGAUGCCGUGGCUCAUCCCCUGAUGUUAGAGGUAUGUUGACUGUCUCCAUACUCAAUACAUCCAUGACUAAGGGAGUUUAAUUAACGCUUUUUGGAUGGUGUGGUCAUGUACUUUUCGACUUAAUGUUGAUACUGUAAAGGGGGUUGCUAUUUUAUGGACCUUAAACAGUCCAGUUUGGUUCUAUUUAUUUGGGCGACCACUUUUUGUGCACUAAAAAGUCCAACAUUGCCUCUCCUUUAUUAUCAUCUUUAAGCUCAUGUGAAGAGUUUUUUUUUUUUUUUACCAUCUAGGACACAAGCUAAGGCUUCUUGGUGACAUUAAAAAUGAAUAAAACAUUGAUAAAAUGAUGAUCCGUUUUGUACAGUUAUUUCCAGUGAUUCUAAGUUUUUCUAGAAGAAACUGAACAUUGUUGAACAUUGCGAUCUACAGGAUGGAGAAGAACCCCUUACUCUUGAGGUCUUAAUUUUCUUUAUUAAAUAAAACUAUCAAGCAGCUGUUGUUUUACACAGUAGCAAAAAAUACAAACAGAAUGUCAUUAAAGGUGCAAUAAUUGAAAUAUUGAUCGUCCCCUUAAGACUUUAUAGCUGGUGAUGAAAUCGACUGAAAUACUGAUGCCGCUCUGUAACCUCCAAAAGCAAAUACAACCAUCAUUAUGGAGCACUUCUAAUCAUAUUCAUUUAUUUUAAAUGUUUGAAACUUCUGUCAGAUAAAGUUAGGAAUUUAGAGUUUCAAAACAUUUUUUUUUGUCAUUUCCCAUGUCAAAGAUUCUCAAUAAGUGAUGCAGUUGACUGAAAGAAGGGGAAUUGUGUAUUCCUGUUCUUCAAAGAAAAAGGGAAAAAAAAUACUACUUCCAUAUGACUCACUGGCAAAUGCCACUGCACUGUCACUUAAAUUCAACUGGUAGAGAAGAAGUUGUAAUGGCUGACAAUGACAUUAGGCUUUUCAAGUAUGGAGACCUCAGAAGUCAUGGAGCUGAAGCAUGAAGCUUUCUUCUUCACGCUCUAGCCUUUGAAAUGAAUCUAAACAGAAAUGUGUGUGUUGUCGGUGCCUCUUGAGCCACACAAAUAUCGACAAAGUUUUUUUUUAUUUUAACUGGUAACUGCUGCACACAAAUGAAAUAUAAUAUCAUAUUUUUCCUUCAGGCUCUUCACCAGAGAAUCCUGGACAAUGACUUUGUGAUCGUGCGAUGCAAAGAUCUUGUGUGGAGGCGGCAGGACUCUGAAAAGUUUUAUGAGGAACACUCAGGUAAGCAUGCAGAAGAUAAGAUUACAAAUCAACGAAAGGGAAAAAUAAAACUUGGAGCCCCUGUGGAGUGGGGGGCUAUUUGUCAUUGUGAGGAUAAAUUAAGAUGAUUUCUGAUCAUAAAACUUCUCCUUGAGUAAGAAGAUACAGAGCCGGUGUUAAAAUCUAAUUCACAAAUAAGAUUUGCUUUCUUUUAGGACGAUUCUUCUACCAAAGACUUGUUGAGUUCAUGUCGAGGUAAGCCUCCAUACUGACACAGAAGCUGAGAGUUUUGACUAGUGCUUUGACACAUUUGUCCAAAAGAGGUUUUGUGUCUUCAAUAUGUUUUGAAAGAUGUGACGAAGAAACUUUCCUACAUUACAUGACCCAGAAAAGCACACUGAAGUCACUGUGCCCCAGUUUUCUGCUCAGUGGGACACCAAAGAAUCCAUUUCUGAUCCAUCACAGCAGGAGAGGAAAUAAUCACCAAACACCGGCUUUGAAGCGGCUGUCAAUGAAGCCUGCUCAACAAUAGCUCCACAGGGCCACAGUGGAUUUCAAAAGGCGCCUGUAAUCAUAUACUUAUUUUUGUCUCCCUGCAGCAGUGAAUGAAAAGCUGCUGUGACAGUCAGAGUAUUUCAAAGAAUCCAAUGUGAAGAAAUAUGUGUAACAACCACACACGUACGUUCAUCUGAACUCUCAACGACCGCUAAAACUGCUGUUCCUAUGAUCCUUUCACACAGCGGUCCCAUGCGAGCUUAUGUUUUAGCCAGAGAGGACGCCAUACGUCACUGGAGGGAGAUGAUGGGCCCGACCAAAGUGUUCAGAGCCAGAUUCACCUCGCCAGCUUCCAUCAGAGGGCAGUUUGGACUCACAGACACACGGAACACCACUCAUGGAUCAGGUGAGGGGUGUGUCAAGCCUUGUGUGUUUCAAAACUCAGCUGCAUCUUAAAAUUCCUACAGUUAAGAAAUUUAGUAUUUCUUCUGACUGAUGAGAAAAACUGCAGGUUCAAGGUAGGGAAAGAGUGAAAAGAGGGAUUUAAGGCCGUGGGUGGAGAAUCGCUUGCAUCUUUCAACAUGUCAUCCAAGAUUGUGUCUGUUUCUCCAUUUUUUUUUUAGAUUCCGUCGAGUCAGCACAAAGAGAAAUCUGCUUCUUCUUCCCAGACUUCAGCACGGAGGAGUGGAUGAAGAAGGAGGAGCCGUUGUUCAGAUCAGGACAAAUGUGCUACGACCACCAAAAACAGAUUCACACACUUUCAACACAGAGCUGACCUCAGAAUUGCUGUUACACCCUUUCAGGACUACUUACAGACUCUGCAAUUGUUCAGUGAUUGCUCCUUAAAAUUGCACACCACAAGCAAAUAAACAAUCCUGCAUGUUAUUUAUGAAACAAACUGUGCAGAGGUCCUGAAAACUGCAUGUGUAAUUCUUCCUCUUUUAUUUGCCGACAGUGUUCCUCUGUGCCAAUCCUGUGUUUUCUUUCUUGAACAUAUCCUGGAAACAGUUUUUAUAAAGUCAUGUACACCCACUCUUGUUUUGUUGAGUUUAAUGUCAUUAUAAAACACUGAUGACCAGAUAAGAAAAUGUAACACUGUCUAGUACAAAACAACACAAUGAUGUACACAAACUCCUCACCAGGCCUCACUGUAAAUAGUGCAAUCUUCAGUCAGUUUCCUGAGCCUUACAGACUGUAGCACUGCACAUUAGUGCAUCAGUUUGAAACUUGGAAAUCAUUUCAAUAAUGUAAAAUAACUCUAAUAUGCCAGCUUCAUACACACGUUCAAAUUUGGGUCUAAAUGAUCUUCAGUGGGGAUUUGAAAUGUGCCAAACCAAAGAUUCCUCAUUUAAUAUAAAACAUUCUGCUGUGCUCCACCCUGAAUUUGUCAUUUUUGGUCUGGAACUCCAUGUCCUGUAACAUGUCACAUACUGUAUGUACUCAGAUCAACAGCUUUACAUGUCCAUGUCCUUGAUGAUGUUGAUGUACAGUAACAGGCACCAUAGACUUACGCUUUAUGAUAUACAAUACAGCCUAGUUCAAGUUUUAUUUUCAAUAAAACGAGCUAACUAAAAUGGUA